CAUUUGCAUAGUGAAUGGGAGAAUUAAAUCGGGUCUCGAUUAAUACUGUAUUUGUCUAUGGUGAAUUGUCAUUGAACGCCAUCUACCGAUCGACAGAAAACUGACAGUCGACCGACCGACACCGACAGCAGACAGCGGAAGAAUUUCAUCCAACCACUACCAGCCUACACACGUCUUUUCUUUUCUAUUCCAUUGUUUUCUGUCGCAAAAUACAAUCGUAAUUUCACCCAGCAGUGAUUUUCGUCAAACUGUAUCAAAACAUGUGUUAAAACUGGACAGUGUAAUAAAGUGCACAAGAGUUCGCGGUGUUAAAAAACAUAUUUCCAGGAAUGGAGCCGUCACCGACAGACGCCGACAUCUUACUAUCAAGAUUAUUAUGAAUUGAAACAGCGAACCCUCGCUGUUAUGUCUCCUCUUAAGGUUUAGUUUGUCAACACAUCACAAUGGACACCCUGCACGUGGGCCACGGGCACAGCCUCGGCUCCAGCAGGAGCCAGUCGCCAUCUUGUACGGAGCUGGCGCAGCCUGCCACCGACUCCAUCAGGUCCCGCGUGCAGUCGCCCUCCACCGCGCUCCACAGCGAGCCAUCGUCGAGCUCAUCAUCUCGUCAUGGCGACCGCGUCACGCACCACGUCAAGUCGCACUCGCGGGACUUAGGCAACAGUCCGCUGUCCCGGGACCUGGGCAGCAGUCCCGCUACCACCGGCAGCGUGUCUAGAGAUCUAGAAGAUUCUCCUCAGAAGAAGAUCAUAGCAGGCAUCAUAGCGCCGGGCGAGUACGCAGCCGCGGUGUAUCACAGCCCUAACAACGCGUCUUACCUCUCUUCUGCUGACGAGUACGGCUCGCCGGCGUAUAGAGCAGCAGAUGGUGACUACACGAACCAUGACGACAACGAUGGCGCGAACACAACUUCGUCGAAAGCGCAAGCCGCCAUCAUGCAUCUACAGAGCAAGGUCGAGCGGACUAAGGAGCUGAUACGGUUGGAGCAGACCAUACGGGACGACAACGUGAACGAGUACCUAAAAGUAGCAGCCAACGCCGACAAGCAGCAACUGCCACGCGUCAAAGCGGUUUUCGAGAAGAAAAACCAAAAAUCCGCGCUCUGCAUCGCGCAGUUACAGAAGAAACUAGAAGGAUACAACAAGAGAAUCAAGAAUUGGGAGCAGCACGGCUCGAGCGGGCAGGCGCACCGGCAGCCGAGGGAGGUGCUCAGCUACAUGGGACAAGGGUUGAAGAGUGUAGGAGGCAAUAUUCGCGACGGCAUCACGGGGCUCGGCGGCAGCGUGAUGGCCGCGCCGAGAGAGUUCGCGCAUCUCUUCUCUCGCUCUAACCGCUUCGGCUCCGCUGACAACAUCUCGCAGCUCGCCGAAAACACAGGUCCUUCCCCACCACACGCGGAACUGAGAGCGAACGCGUCCUCCGAAGGCUCGCGAGCGUCCGAGGCAGGGGAAGCCGCGCCGAGAGGGUCCACCUUGCCCCGUGCCGCCACCUCGCCCGCGCCCAAGUUCUCCCCUGAAGCGUCUCCCAGCAGCAGUGUCACCAGUGAAGGAGCCGUAUAUCCGACGCAGCCGGGCUCCAACAACUUGUCAGAAGCGGCGCUGAGCCUCAAGCCGAUCCUCAGUGAACUAGCCGCGCGUCGUGAGGACUACGAGAGGCUUGCAGAGAAACUCGACGCGCUUAAGAACCUAUCACAAGAGGUGUCAGACUUGACGGAGCGGUUACAGGAAGAACGGUUCAAGACUGAGCGGUUAGAAGAACAAAUCAACGAUCUCACUGAACUACAUCAGAAUGAGGUUGAAAAUCUAAAGCAAGCUUUAACGGACGUAGAGGAGAAGGUGCAAUAUCAAAGCGAAGAGAGGAUACGGGACAUUCAUGAAGCGCUCGAUCUCUGUCAAACUAAGAUUAUUAAACUAGAGCAAUGGAUGGCUGGCGGCGUGGCGGGCGGCGGCGGCGCGGGCGGCGAGGCGGGCGUGGCCGCGCUGCCGCCGCGCCUGCUGCUCGUCAAGCUGCUCAACGUGGCGCUCACGCUGCUGCAGCUGGCCCUGCUGCUCAUGGCCACCAUCGCCGGCGUGGCCAUGCCCUUCCUGCGCACCAGAGUACGAGUUCUAACAACAAGCUUAGCCGUAAUGGUGGGUGUGAUGGUCCUAAAACAAUGGCCGGAGGUGACGCAACUCUCCGAGCACCUGGUCCGGCGGCUCAAAGAGUACCUACUCGACAAGCACCAUGACAGGUAUGAAUGCAAUGCGUUAUGUGGUUAACUAAACACAAUUCGGCGUUAUUGGUGAAUUAGGUAAAAUAUUGCAAUUCAGUCCUGUUUCUUUUGUCAUUGUGUCGGCAAAAUAUAUGUAACAUGGACGAAAUUGUGUUGACAUACUUAUGAUAAGUUAAAUAUAUUCCGGUUGUUGUUAGUGAAAAGUGAAAUGUGACGAUUAUUUCUGACAUUGAAUCAUCAGCAGGCGUAUUAUGGAUGGUUUUAUCCACGUGAUAAAAUAACUGUCACUUUUUAACAUCGCGGGAUAGAAAGUGAUGGACACCGUUUUAUCACGCUGUCACGUAGACAAGAACGACCAUCAUAUUAUCCGUACUGAUUAACUCAAUUUGACUAUUCAUUAGCGACAACUGUUUGUAUAUGAAAUAAAUGACAUGUGAAAUUAAACAUUUGAUAUUUGUAUCAAUGAUAAAAAUAUUUUUGACAAUACUUCGACAGAUUUCUCAGACUGUUGUACUUAUUGUAAAAUAGAAUACAAGCGGUUAAUUAGAAUGUAUGUUUUUUGUAUUAUUUUUUACUGAUACCAACUUGUAUUUUAUUAUAUAGUCAAACGUGUAUAAUUUUUGUAGUGGCGUGGUGUUAAGCAAAUAAAUAUAAACUUUAUUUCGCACAGAACAAAGUUGCUAUUGUAUUUAUACGACAUAGAAUACAGCAAAGAAGUUUUUCUAUUAUUAAGCAAAUUUUAUAUUCGUUCAUUUUUGCAAUGUAGUAGUAAAGUAGCUAGCUUAUCAUUGUCCUAAUUUUAUUGUUUAAAUGUUGAUCCCACGCUACUAAAGAUGUUUUAGUGUCAUGAAUGCUCAAAUAUACAUAAUGUUUAGUCAAAAUAUACAGAGGCAUUAACGCAUGAUACUAAAAUUACUUACCUAAAGUUUUGGAACGUUUUGUCAACGCGAGAAUAUGUCAAACGCCGUGUUAUAUCAAAAGCGACCUUGUGCCAACUCACAAUAGGUUGUAAUUUCACUUUUAACUGAAAAACAGGCGUCUAGACAUUUUUCGUCAUAUAGUAGACUAAGGCAGUCAAGUGAGCUGCGUCACUUGACUGGUAUAUAACAGUGAUAUUCAUAGCUGUAUUUUACUUUAGUUGCGAUUUAGUAUUAAACAAUGUUUUGUAUACGGGCUGGGCCCGACGUAGGUCAGUGGUUUGCUCGCUACCAGCGUGUCUAAGUGUGGUAUUCCACUGUGCUCUUGGUCCAAUGUGCAUUGCGUCUCACUCUUUUACUAAGCAAAAUCUAACACGCAAAUACACAUUGGAGAAAGAAAUUGGAUAGGUGGAAUACCACCCUAAUCAAGGCUAGAAUUUUAGACAAAUUCUCGAAUUCAUGCGACAUACUUAUCACAAUCCUCUCUUCAUUAUCGUAGGUGACGGACAUUUUAUUUACCAUUCGUUUUUCCGGAAGCUUGGCUGUAGUAUUUUCUAUCAAAUUAUUUAUCCGCCACGUCGGGUUUCCGGGCAAACGGAUGUAGCACAUUGUAAAUACUUUUUUUACGGGAAAGGUAAGUUUGCCAUCACAUUAGCUUUUAAAAUAUUUUGAAUAUUUUUUUUACGGAAUGCUUUAGCCGGUAGACGGCGCGUUACUGCUCAUGUACUGUACUACGAUUUGUAAUAUACGCCUCAGCAAUCAUUGCUAUCUCCAUGUUAAAGGCAGAUGUCAAAAACAUUUGAGAAACACUUCGACUGAACUGAGCGCAUACUUUAAAUCGUAGUACUGUAAUCUUUGUAUUUUUUUAGCAACUGUGGAUGUUGUAGUCAAUUUUUAAUAUUAAAAUGCAGAAUAAAAUAACAUAUGUAUAUUUAGCGAAAUAUCCUCUAGCGCGGAGUGCGACCGCUCGCCCGUGAUAGUAUUUUAGUGAAUGCGGUUAUUUCUCUCAUUAAUAUGAUCAUUCAAGUGUCUUAUUCAAUGGUUAGCAAUAAUAUAUUAGGGUAAACUGUAAAGUCACUUGGCACGGUUAGCGGCACAUCAAAGAUCUGUUCAAUGAUAUCUAAAACAGUAAGAUAUCUGAAGAGAUCACUUGUGUUCGUAAUGUACAUCAAGGAAGGACUUGUAGAAAAUGUCCAGUAUUUUAGAAUAGUCCUGCGAGCGUCCGCACUCUGCGUUAGGCUCGGUGAACUAUCUAGGAAAAUCUUUUUAUUAAUAAACUAAACAAUACGAUAUUGAUAUUUUUAAAGCGAAUACAUUCCAAAAUUUCUAACGGAAUAGCUAGUAUGAACAUAGCCAAUACUUUAUAACUAGAUUUUUAGUCUAAACCGAGUUGAGCAGCGUUGUUGCGAUGUACAAACUAUUGAGGUUUUGAAGCCGUUGAUCGUUAAGUUGUCGAUGUAAUUAUGUACAUAUUAUUUACGUUUUGUUCUGAAUAAGUUUAUUUUUGUGACGUUUAUUGGCUCCUCGCAUGUUGUUGACGAAUGUAAAUGUUGUGCAUACGAACGAAAUGGCAAAUAAAUUAUUAUAAUGUACAGCCAA
Cydia splendana is the source of this 4728-nucleotide messenger RNA. RefSeq names its product transmembrane and coiled-coil domains protein 2 (gene Dmtn). The record is from RefSeq and is a predicted model, not a curated record. The transcript is spliced from 20 exons. The coding region runs from base 444 to 2258 and encodes 604 amino acids. Gene Ontology annotation, cellular component: endomembrane system. Lineage: Eukaryota; Metazoa; Arthropoda; Insecta; Lepidoptera; Tortricidae.